ACCUAACCCUAAACCUAACUAUUAAAAAUAAUCUGAUGUCCUCAGGACACUUUAGUGGAUAUUCCUUUGUGCUGCAAUACGGACAGAGAGAAGGGACAAACCGCCUCGAGACUGACUUUUAACAAACGCGGAAGUGAAUGUAAGAGGUCAUACAUCUGGUGACGUUUCAUGGUUGGAGCUGGCUGUAAUCAACAAAAACCUCUCUGUUCUUCAACAAAUAAAUCCCUGAUUUUAAAGACGAAAAUGUUUCGGGGUUGGGGAAACUGGCUUAGCUUGGAUUCGGAACGUCCAAGCACCAAGGAAGCGGUGAAAGCGCAGAAAGAGGCAGGCGAAGGGAAAGACGUGGAAGAAACCAAAGUAAACAAACAACCAGAGAGUGUAAAUGAAGAGAUGGCCGACACGGCUCAAGAACUUCUUGAGCAGGCCAAGGGAUUGAGCGGUUAUCUCUUCAAUUUUGCCAGUAGUGCUACAAAGAUGAUUUCCGAGUCUGUUGUUGAGACGGCACAGACCUUAAAGAAAUCCGUAGAAGAUGGAAAGAUUGAUGGCCUUAUUGAUAAGACAAUAUUGGGAGAUUUUCAAAAGGAACAAGAGAAAUUUGUGUUUGAAAAGAAUGCAAAAAAGACAGAUGCUGCAGUGCCUCCGUGGGUUGGCUACAGUGAGGAAGAAACAAUUCAACAGCAAAUUUUGGCUUUAUCAGCUGACAGGAGAAAUUUCCUACGAGACCCCCCUGCUGGAGUGCACUUUCACUUUGACUCUGAACAGAUGUAUCCCAUCGCCAUGGUGAUGCUGCAGGAGGACGAGCUGCUCAACAGAAUGCGAUUUGACUUGGUCCCAAAGCUGGUGAAGGAGGAGGUGUUCUGGAGGAAUUACUUCUACCGUGUGUCUCUGAUUAAGCAGUCUGCACAACUCACUGCAUUAGCAGCUCAGCAGCAGGCAGCAGAGAAGGAGGAGGAAAAAAACAGUUCCCAUACAGAUGACAAUCACUUAACAGAAAACAUAAGACCCAAAACUCCACCUACUGCAAUCAACGCCAAGCAUGAGGAUGAAGAGGAGAUUUCAACCAGUCCAGGUGUCUCGGAGUUUGUAAGUGAUGCUUUUGACUCCUGUAAUAUCAACCAGGAGGACCUGAGGAAGGAAAUGGAGCAGUUGGUGUUGGAUAAGAAGGAAGAGGCCAUUGAAGAAUCUGCAGACUGGGAGAAGGAGCUACAGCAGGAACUUCAGGACUAUGAAGUUGUUGCAGAAUCAGAAAACAGAGAGGGCAAUUGGGAUAAAGAGAUAGAGGAGAUGUUGCAGGCUGAUGGUUAGUCCUGGUGGACUGAAUGUACUUUCCAAAUGGACUUCAUGAACUUAAUCACUUUCAAUGCACAAUGUCAAACAUGAAAGACCAGCUAACAUCAAAACAUCAUCAUCGCCAUCAAAUUCAGCUUUCAUCACAACAUGGAGAAUUACUCUCCCACCACAGUACUGAACAUUCAGUAGAUUAAAUCCUUGUGCUUCUCUUUUGGAAAUACCUUGAGGAUAAAUUGUACAACUUCAGUUGUUUAAACAACACCAGCAUUCAAAAAAACAAACACCCGAGUAUCUGUUCUAUAAAUCUAGGUCCAUGAAUCUUGUAAGUAGUACUUCAUUACAGUUGUUACUACAUCAAAAGCAAUGUAAUUGUAGACCACUGCAGUACAGCUUUUAAGUUUAAUAUAAAGCUAUUACACACACAUACAGUAUAUAUAUAUAUAUAUAUAUAUAUAUAUAUAUAUAUAUAUAUAUAUAUAUAUAUAUAUUAUAAAGAACGGUACAGGGUAUUUAUAAUUCUGUGCCAAACGAUUACAAACUGACAGACUUCACUACAUUUGACUAAUAAACCUGUUUUAUUACAUUUGGAAUUUUUUUUUUUUAAUGGCAUAGUUUUUCAUAAUUUAUAGUUUGGCAAUAGUGGUUGUGUAUUUGAGUUUUUUGUUGUUUUGCUUAAAACCUUUGGCUAAAUUUGAAGUCAAGCUGUAAAUACACCACAUUUCCAAAAUCUUUUUGAUUUAAAUAGAUAUGCCUUGACACAUGGUUUUGCUUCUUUUGUUGUACCUGAAUUGUCUGUAUAAUGAUGUGUUAAUGGAUGGUUUUAUCCCCAAAGGUUGCUGUGCUUCACGCUUGCUCCUUGCAACAACAUUUUCUCUUUGUAUUUGUCAAGGAGCUAGCAUUCAUUACCUGUUUUGGUAACAUGAAGGAACACUUAAACUGUAAAUAUUGUAUUACUUUUUAUUUGUUGAAAUGUAUAGCUGAGUCAUUUCUGUAGAUGCCCUAUUUCUGGUUUUAUGUUAUUACCAGAUAUACUACAGCUAAGAUUAAAAAAAAAUAAACCUAAAUAAUUGUACUUCUAGUAGAAAAUAUUUGAUUAGUGCACUUCUGUUAUACCGUAAAUGUUAGUUUUGACGAGUUUGGUUUAACACAAUGCUCCAUGCUCAUAAAAACAAAACAAUUUGGGCUUGGAUACCAAAACUGAACCCGUUUUUAAAUAAAUCAAACAUAACAAA
Acipenser ruthenus (sterlet) is the source of this 2522-nucleotide messenger RNA. RefSeq names its product synapse-associated protein 1-like. Gene Ontology annotation, cellular component: cytoplasm; synapse. Lineage: Eukaryota; Metazoa; Chordata; Actinopteri; Acipenseriformes; Acipenseridae. The record is from RefSeq and is a predicted model, not a curated record. Bases 169 to 1305 code for a protein of 378 amino acids. The transcript is spliced from 9 exons.